AUGACAGAUCGAUAUUUUGAUAAUUUCAUGUUAGAUUAUGUUCAUGAGGAAGCAGCGGUACAUGCAAAAGGAGCUGAAGAAGGAGAAGAAGGGAAAACAGAUGGAGAUAAUUCAUUGUUAAAUCUGCUUUCUUUACCAUAUGUCACUCUUUCUGAGAAACUCAAAACAAGAGCCUUGGAUCUCAAACAAACUAUAGUUGCGGAAACAUGGGAAUCUACAGGGAAAAACAUCGAAGACUUUUCACUCUAUACAGGCACUCUUGGAACGGCUUUCUUGCUUUUCAAGUCCUAUCAAGUUACUAACAAUAAAAGCGAUCUUGAUCUCUGUUCUGAGAUUAUUAAAGCUUGUGACUCUGCUUCUUUGGGUUCCAGGGAUGUCUCUUUUCUGUUGGGGCGUGUGGGAGUUUGUGCUCUUGGUGCUGUUGUGGCAAAGCACCGAAAUAAUGUGCAGAUGGUUGAUUACUAUCUGACUCAGUUUAGAGAGAUCAAGAUAAAUGAAGAUGUUCCGGAUGAAUUUUUACGUGGGAGAGCUGGUUACUUAUGGGCAUGUCUCUUUCUUAAUAAGAACUUAGGUGAUCAAACAAUCCCGUCAACACAAACCAAUGCAGUUGUGGACAAGAUUGUCAAACAUGGAAGAAAAUUGGGUGCCAAUACAAAUUGCCCUUUGAUGUUUGAAUAUGCUGGUGAGAGAUACUGGGGUGCUGCCCAUGGGUUGGCUGGGGUUAUGUAUGUUCUCAUGCAUUUUGAGCUUUCACCGGAUGUACUCAUGGAUGUGAAGAACACUCUUAAGUACAUGGUUAACAAUCGUUUCCCUAGUGGAAACUAUCCACGGGAUGAAGAAAAGAAAACUGAUGAACUUGUGUAUUGGUGUCAUGGAGCAUCCGGAGUUUGUCUUACACUAGUCAAAGCAGCCCAGGUUUAUGAAGAUAAAGAGUUUCUAGAAGCGGCACUUGAUGCAGCCAACGUAGUGUGGACUCGUGGGUUGCUGAAAAAGGUCGGCAUCUGUCAUGGUAUCAGUGGGAAUGCAUACGUUUUUCUAUCGCUUUAUAGAAUGACGGGUGAUGUGGAAUUUUUACACAAGGCAAAGGCAUUUGCUUGUUUUUUACUUGAUAGAGCCCACAAACUCAUAUCUGAUGGCCAAAUGCAUGGAGGCGACACUCCCUACUCUUUGUUUGAAGGAAUCGGAGGCAUGUGUUAUCUCUUUUUCGACAUGGCAGAUCCUACUAAUGCUAGGUUCCCAGCUUAUGAAAUAUGAAAAUGUAUGUGUAUCUACCAGCUAGGGACUUAUAACGGUGUAGUUUUAUGUGUUACUUUUGUAUAGCUGUUUUAUGUUAUCUGAAGUUUCAUAUAUGUAUAAUAUAAUGAUAAAUGAGAUGUAGCAGUUCCCUAGUAUAUAUAAAAUGUUAAUGAUAUAUAA
Molecule: messenger RNA, 1416 nt
Organism: Erigeron canadensis
Lineage: Eukaryota; Viridiplantae; Streptophyta; Magnoliopsida; Asterales; Asteraceae
Product: lanC-like protein GCL2
Exons: 6
Coding region: 1-1254 (417 amino acids)
Biological process (GO): carbohydrate metabolic process; peptide modification
Cellular component (GO): plasma membrane
Source: RefSeq, a predicted model, not a curated record